Molecule: messenger RNA, 977 nt
Organism: Nasonia vitripennis (jewel wasp)
Lineage: Eukaryota; Metazoa; Arthropoda; Insecta; Hymenoptera; Pteromalidae
Product: MD-2-related lipid-recognition protein
Exons: 4
Coding region: 382-867 (161 amino acids)
Biological process (GO): sterol transport
Molecular function (GO): sterol binding
Source: RefSeq, a predicted model, not a curated record
GAUAAGUUUCUAAUUUGUUUUUUCGUAACCAAAAAUGUUAACUGAUGCUAAUGUUCUUGUGUUGCACCAAAUAAUCUUUGUUUGAUGUUAUGAUGUAUAAAUAAUUAAGAAAAACAAUUUUGAUACUUGUAAUAAAUAAACCUUUAAGAAAUGUUGAUGAACAUUUGUAUAAUAUGCAAUUUAUUUUUCGUAAUAAAAUUAAUUUUCAUUUCAUGGCGUUAUUAGCUAAUCUAAUAAAGCAUGGUACAGAGUAAUACUCUUAAAUAGAUAGCUCUUCAAUUGACCUGUGUCCUCUUCCCCCAUCUCGACGUUCUAGUUAUCUGGUUUCUCUUGAUUCACUCUUUAGGCUACUAUCAUUUGACUCAGAUAUACGCAUCAAAUAUGACCUCUUCGUUAAAAAGAGUUUACAUACUUUUCAUAACUGUUGUGAUGACAGUUAGUGCCGAAGUUAUUGUAUGGAAAUCUUGCCCAAAUGACUCAAGUACGCCAAAAGUCUGUACGAUUCAUGAAGUUCGCGUACUCCCAUGUAAAGAAGCAGUUCAAGGAAAAGCAUGUAAUUUAAAAAAAGGAGAAGAUGCUAAAAUCAGCUUCGACUUUACCCCAAAAUUUGAUGCUUCGAAAGUUGAAUCGCGAGCUUACUGGCCAAAUCAGCUUGUUGAUUUGCCAUUGAUGGGCAUGGAAUCCGAUGCUUGUAAGGAAGGAACAACAUGUCCUUUAGCAAGAGAUACAAAAUAUACUUACAAUAUUAAUCUGCCUAUCUCAAAAAAAUUCCCAACAAGGCCGUUUGACGUCAAAUGGAAACUAUGGAAUACUGAAAAGGAAGACGAAUUAUGCUGUUUUCUAUUUCAAAUUAAUUUAUUAAAGUAAAAUUGGUGUAUCAAGAAACAUUUUUUUUUAUUUUCAUACCAUAUGUAUUUUCACAUUUUUUGAGUCUUGAAUGUAUAAAAAACGUUAAAAUAAAUUUGUCGAAAUAAUAU